Messenger RNA from Hylaeus volcanicus, 4346 nucleotides. Its product is annotated as synaptic vesicle membrane protein VAT-1 homolog-like. The transcript has 7 exons. Gene Ontology annotation, molecular function: zinc ion binding; oxidoreductase activity. The record is from RefSeq and is a predicted model, not a curated record. Lineage: Eukaryota; Metazoa; Arthropoda; Insecta; Hymenoptera; Colletidae. Bases 261 to 1673 code for a protein of 470 amino acids.
GCAGCCUGGCACUGUGGCGGAAAAUUGCGCAGAACGAGGUUGUCUCUCGUCGGGUGCGAACGCGUUACGGUUUAUAAUAGAUACGCGGUAGGAUAGAAACACCGAGGCUUUUUUUUCUUCGACCCUUUGAUUGUUCGAUCACGUAGAGGAAAUUUAUUAGACCGUUGUUUUCCGUGCAUUUUCGAAACAAGUAAGAGCGAACAGGAAAAGCCGUAACUCGCGUAGUCGUGGGAACAGAGAGAAAGUAAUCGAGAAGAAAAAUGGCAGAGGACAAGAACGAGACGAGCCCGAGCGCAGAGGGUGAAAAGUCACCGCAGGAAGCGGCACCGGCUGAGAAGCAAGAAAAAGAAGAACCGACAGAAAGCAAAGAGGAACAGAAGAAAGUUGAGGAGAAUGGCGACGGUGAGAAACCCAAGGAGAAUGGCGAGGAGAAACCCACGCCAGAGCCGAAGGACAUGCGGGCGAUAGUACUGAACGGUUUCGGCGGACUGAAAAGUGUCAAGGCUCUCAGGAAGCCUGAGCCCUCCCUCGGCGAGGGAGAAGUCCUUAUUCGAGUCAAAGCAUGUGGACUAAACUUUCAAGAUCUGAUGGCCAGACAGGGUGCUAUCGAUUCCCCGCCGAAAACUCCUUUUAUUAUGGGGUCCGAGUGCGCAGGUGACAUCGAGCAGGUCGGCGAGGGCGUGGAGAAUUUUAAAGUGGGCGAUCGAGUGGUCGCGCUUCCUGAUCACAAAGCGUGGGCGGAGCUCGUUUCAGUGCCGGCGACGUCCGUUUUCGCACUGCCUUCAGGAAUGAGCUACCUCGAUGCCGCAGCGAUCACUAUGAACUACACCGUUGCUAACAUUCUGCUUUUCGAGCUGGCCAACCUGGCACCUGGAAAGAGUCUUUUGCUUCACAGCGCCGGCGGCGGAGUGGGUCAGGCAGUGGUCCAGCUCGCCAAGACCGUGAAAGACGUGACCAUCUUCGGUGUAUGCAGUAAAUCGAAACAUGAGGCCCUAAAGGCUGCCGGCACUAUCGACCACCUCUUGGAACGCGGCACGGAUUACUGCAACGAAGUCAGGAAGAUCUCCCCUGAGGGCGUGGAUAUAGUUCUCGAUUGCCUGUGCGGCGAGGAAUGCAACAAGGGAUACGCGUUGCUGAAACCUAUGGGGAAAUACAUCCUGUACGGAUCUAGUAACGUCGUCACUGGCGAGACAAAGAGCUUCUUCUCGGCUGCGCGAUCGUGGUGGCAGGUAGACAAAGUGUCGCCCAUAAAGCUCUUCGACGAGAACAAGACGCUCUCGGGGCUGAAUCUUCGCCACCUGAUGUACCAGCACGGCAGCCAUGCGUUUGUACGCCGAGCAGUGGAUCGUGUAUUCAGCUUGUGGAACGAGGGCAAGAUAAAGCCUGUGGUGGACUCGACGUGGGCCUUGGAGGACGUACCGGAAGCCAUGCAGAAGAUGCACGAUCGCAAGAACAUCGGCAAGAUCGUUCUGGACCCGAGUUUAGAGCCGAAGCCGAAGCCUGCGACGCCCGCCAAGGGAAAAACGAAGGACAAGAAGGCGGCCAAUCAGGAGGAGAAGAAAGCGUCGAGCGUAGAAUCGGAGGAGGGCGAGAAGAAGAAGGAGCCGGAGUUGACAAACGGAACGUCCGAAGAUAAAUCCGACAGCGAUUCCAAAGAGAAAGAAUCGAGCUGAAUUAGCGGCGGUAGCUGAUUCGAUUGUGCGUAUAUAUAUACAUAUAAAUAUAUAUAUAUAUAUAAAUAUAUAUAAAUAUAAAUAUAUAUAUAUAUAUAAGGCAAGAAGCAAAACUGGUAUCCCACAAAGAUCUAGAAUUUUCAGAUAAGUACUACUUCAUUAUUAAGAGGGUCAUCUACGAUUGUUGCCGCACGGGAAAGCCGAAUUUGAUCCAACAAUUGAUUAUAUAACGAUCUCGGAAAAAUCGCAGAUGACGAACUUCAUCUUCUUCUUAAAGAAACAAAAAUAGCAAACAGAAAUGAGAAUCGAGCGAUGCUUUACACAGGUUAAAUUGAAUAAUUUAACGAAUUGUCUGGUUUCAUCCGGGAUGUCGAAUUAGCUCCAGAAUCGUUUGCAUGCUUCUGUUCCCUUCCCAUCUGUUUGCUGCGCUGAGAGUUCGAGGGAAUCGUAAGUAAAAGUGGUGGAAAAAGAAUUAAAAAGAAAAAAAAAGAGUAAAAACGUGAAAAAAACAAAACGAAUAAAAAUAAAAUUUAAAAAAAAAAGACAACAAUCAUCCCUCGUGUGCGAACAAGAGGGAAACAAAGAUACAAACAAACGACAACCAAAUACAAAUAUCAAUUUCGACGCGGUCCACAGUAGUUUACAGAAUAUAAAAGAACUAUUAUUUUUAUUUUUUCACACUGACCAAAACGAAUUGAUUUCACAUAGAACGAACGCUUGUUGCACACCAGACUCGUUGGGCGGUCUGAUAAAAGAUAACAUUGCGGUUGGCCUUUUUUCUGACGUGUGUUUCCACGCUUUUCGUCUAACAGACUACUCGUACUUAUCGAAAAUAUUGAAAGUAAAGAAGAAGAAACAAGAACAUUGCGAAAUACCGCCCAACGAUCCUGCGCUGGCCAGCUAAUCGCUACUUUAUCUACUCGCAUUGACUACUAUUCGCUGCUGCGAUACAUAUAUAUGCAGUAACAUUUUACACUACUAUAAUAGUACCAUUUAUUGUAAUUUAAUAGAAUAUGGUAAUCUAAUUGAGCUUUGAGGAUGGGAAUUGCGUAGAGAAAGAAAGAGAGCGAGAGAAUGCUGCCCGCCUGAAAGCUGAAAGGAAAAGUGACUGCGUAGUACUUCUUUUACGCGUGUCUCUCUUCUUUUUUAUCGACUUUGAUUUUUUUUUAUUAACGAAUAUUGUCGCGAAACGCUAUAUUAUUAUAGCUUCGAAGUUUUAACGAUAGUCAAAUUUAGAGACGUUAAGGCACUAUCUUUGUACCAAGAUUCUUUGUAUUAUUUUUAGAUAUACUUGUUCUUAAAUUCUGUAAAGUCGACAAAAGUACUCAAUCCUAUGAUUGGUAUGCACCUUUAAAAAAAAAUGAAAUCUACAACUUUUGCAACGAUUUACCAACAACGCAUGUCCGUUACUUGUGCGUACUUUUUACCAUCUUACAUAGAAAAACAAGAGUAGCGUUACUUGGAACGACUUUUUAAAAAUAUUUUACCCUUUUGACGACGAUUCUAUCAGACUGACACCUCAAAUACAAUCUCCACUCGAAGUUGUCCCAAGAAUCGAGAAUCUUUUCGUAACCAGUACCUUCUAACGGUAGAAUGAACGAUGGGACAAUGUCUCAGUUUACGUGAAAUCGAGUACCGAUAUUUUUCGACGUAUGAUUGUGACUAUCGAGAAACCAUUUUGUAAACAAUCUUUUUAAUCUAUAUACAGUCGAGCGGUGAUCUGAACGAUUGCAUAAGAGAGGUACGUUAACGCAAUUGAUUUGUUGAACGAAUGUUCUAAUGGUGUUGAGAGAACGAAAAAAAAAAGUUAACGACGGAUAAUGCCGAUCCUCGUCGUCUCAUUUUAGGUGAAAUUCGAGAUUUUACCGCAAUCGACGAAAUGACGAGAAAGAUUUAAUGGAAAAAAAAAAAGAAAAUACGGAAACGGAAGAAAGAAAUGGCUCGGAAAAGAGCGCGUUGAUGCAGAGUGAAAUGCAUAUCUCUCCGAAACGGUUGGAACAAUUUUUAUGUAGCGCGGAUUCUGUUAGAAUUUGAUACUAGCUCUGUAUACCAAUAUAUCUAUAUUAUAAAAGAUCACUAUAACGAGAAGUUGCGGACGAGGGGGAGCUAUACAUAUUAUAUAUAUAAAUAUAAAUAUAAAUAAAUGAGUAAAUAAUUAAAGUAAGUCGACAACUUCUGUCGUCUUCGUGAGUCGUUGUUGGCCGACGCGUAAAAAAAAAGGUGUAAGAACUAUAAGAUUUAUUAACUAUAUAUUAACUACUACUACUAUUACUACUACUACUACUACUACUACUACUACUACUACUACUGCCGUAUCGAGUCUCUCAAUCCAACAGUACACGAGUACUUGUAUCGCAUCAAGAACGUUAUAUCAAUUUUCUGUAAACAAGAAGAAAAGAAAAAAGAAAAUGGCAACAUAGAAAUCGUAGGCGAAUAGAUAAACUCCGUGGAGAAAUGAUCGACUGUGGCUACAUAUUUUGAGACAUUUUUUAAACGCGUAUGAGUACAGGCUAAAGUAAAUUAAGUUCGAAACGACACAAGUUUCCUCCUCGCGAGGAACACGGUACACUUUUAUUCAUAUAAAACGCGACGAUAAACACAUCAUACUGUAUAUUUUAUGUAAGGCUUUAAAUGUUUCAUCAAAUAACUCUAUUAUAUUAUAAUAUAUCUAUA